AUGCGUGUUGCACAAUACUACGCCACGGCUCUGCUUGCCGCAGUGUCCGCUGUCUCGGCCCAGGCCGUCAAGGGAACCGCGUACGGUUUCGCCAGUGGUGUCACAGGAGGUGAUGGCGGCGAGGUCUCAACGCCCACGUCCACCUCCGAGCUCGCCGACCUGCUGUCGGAUGACACAGCCCGCGUGAUCGACCUCACCCAGACCUUUGACUUCACCGGCACAACCAAGACCGCCUCCGGCUGCUCGCCAUGGGGCACGGCAGCAGCCUGCCAGCAGGCUCUUGACGCGGCUUCCGACUGGUGCGGUCGUGAGCAACCGGAUGCUCCUGCGGCUUCUAACCUGAAGUACGACACAGCUGCCCUGGAUGCGCUGAAGGUCGGCAGCAACAAGUCCAUCAUCUCCUCCAACGGAAAGGGUGUUCUGAAGGGCAAGGGUCUCAGCCUCACCUCCAAGGCCAAGAACAUCAUUAUCCAGGGUAUCACCAUCACUGACCUGAACCCCGGCCUGGUCUGGGGAGGUGAUGCUCUCGAGCUCGAUGGCAACGACGGUGUUUGGAUUGACCACUGCAAGUUCUCCCUGGUUGGACGUAUGUUCAUCGUCGCCCACUACAACCCAUCCCGUCUCACCAUCUCCAACACUGAGUUCGACGGUGAGACCACCACGUCCGCUACUUGCAACGGCAACCACUACUGGACGAUGAUGUUCUACGGAGAUGGUGACCAGGUCACCCUUGACCGCAACUACAUCCACGACUGCUCUGGCCGUGCCCCCAAGCUCGGUGAGGACGGCAAGACCUGCUACGUCCAGGCUGUCAACAACCUGUUCUCCAACAUGGAGGGUCACGCCUUUGAGGCCUAUGGCUCCGCCACUGCUCUCAUCGAAGGAAACGCUUUCGAGUCCGUCUCUCAGCCCUUCGACACGAACGCCCAGGUCGACACCUGCUACACCGUCGCCGACGCCAGCGCCGCCAGCGCCUGCUCCAGCUCCCUGGGCCGCGCCUGUCUCCAGAACACCCUCACCAGCUCCGGCGACUGGCCCUCUCUGGGCUCCACCUCGGCCCUGUCCGCCCUCGCCAAGUACAAGGACUCCCUCAUCACCCCCAUCGCUGUCUCCGAGGCCCAGGCCUACGUCCUCGCCAACGCCGGCCCUGAGAACCUGGCUUCCUACAGCGGCUCCGACUCCGGCAGCUCUUCCACCGGCGGCAGCGCCACCGGCGCUGCUACCUCUGGUGCUGCCCAGCCCACCGCUUCCGCCAGCGGCAAGUCCAAGGCUUACCGCUACUACAAGAUGUAA
Molecule: messenger RNA, 1293 nt
Organism: Diaporthe amygdali
Lineage: Eukaryota; Fungi; Ascomycota; Sordariomycetes; Diaporthales; Diaporthaceae
Product: pectin lyase
Exons: 3
Coding region: 1-1293 (430 amino acids)
Molecular function (GO): pectate lyase activity
Source: RefSeq, a predicted model, not a curated record